Rhinocladiella mackenziei CBS 650.93 is the source of this 942-nucleotide messenger RNA. RefSeq lists its product as uncharacterized. The transcript has 2 exons. The coding region runs from base 1 to 942 and encodes 313 amino acids. The record is from RefSeq and is a predicted model, not a curated record. NCBI's taxonomy places the organism in Eukaryota, Fungi, Ascomycota, Eurotiomycetes, Chaetothyriales, Herpotrichiellaceae.
AUGUCUGCCAUACCUAUGCGGCACCUUGCACUCUGUGAUAAGGCCACUCUGAAUGCUAUUCAAACUCUCACUUCUGAUUUGGCUUCCCUCGCUCAAUCCAUUUUCGAUAUACGGAAUGAUCCAGAAGCUAUUGCUCACACCCACAACCAGGUCAUUGUUGCUCUCGCAACUCUCCAGUCAUCCGUUCAAGACCUCUCUCGUGCCUACAUUCAACAUGCCAAUACCGUUCUCACCCCAGGCAAGCAUGGUUUGACUCCUAUUGACAGCAACCUCACCAGCAUCCUCACCGAGUCUGGUCUCUUGACUGGUCGACCCGCCGAUGCUGCCCCGGCCGCAGCAGAACCUGAGGGUGACGGAAAGAAGAAGCGCAAGAGGACCCCUCACGACCCCAACGCUCCGAAGCGUGCUCUCACCCCAUACUUCCUGUACAUGCAGAGCGCACGUGCCACUAUCGCUAAAGAGCUGGGUGACUCGGCCAAACCAAAAGAAGUUGCCGAUGAGGGUACUCGUAGAUGGACUGAGAUGAGUCCUGCCGAGAAGAGUGUGUGGGAUGACAAGUACCAGAAGAAUUUGGCUGCCUAUCGUGUCAAGAUGGCAGCAUACAAGGCUGGACAACCAGUUCCCAGUGAUGAAGAAGCUGCUCGUUUGGUGGAGAUGGGCAAGGCACCAGAUCACGUUGCUGGCGUCGAUGCCGAAGCAGAGACAGAAGAUGAGCCUGCUGCUCCUGCUGAAACUUCUGACGAGUCGUCUCCGGAGCCGGUCAGAGAGCCCACCCCGCCGAAGUCUAAACGCCGCAAGACCAAAGAUGCCACUCCCAGCAAGCCCACUCCCAAGGCUGAAGCUAAAUCUCCAGAGAAGAAGGGCAAGAAGGGUAAGAAGGAGAACCCAUCUGCUCCCGCCUCGUCAUCGAAGACUGAGAAAUCAAGGAAGGCAAAGAAGUAA